GCCAAGUCAGAAGACCAGAUAGCCACAGAGAAGGCGUGGCUGGAGGCAGAGCAGGUAUGGCUGGUUCACAGGGGAGGAUUUGCUGCUGCCAAGCUUCUCAAGGAGGAAGGAAAGAUAGAGGGCAGCACUGGAGAGGGCAAGUGUAAGGUGAAGCUGGAACAUGGAGAUCAGGUUCUGGAAGUGGAUGAAGAUGAUGUAGAAAAGUGCAAUCCGCCAGUGUUUGACCGUGCUGAGGAUCUUGCCACGCUGCGGUACCUGAAUGAGUCGGGUGUCCUGCACACAAUGAGGCAGAGAUAUGGCAGUAACCUGAUCCACACAUAUGCUGGUCCCUCCCUCCUGGUGGUCAACCCCACACACCCACUCUCUAUAUACUCUGAAAAGGUUAUUCAGAUGUUCCGAGGUUGUAAACAGGAAGACAUGCCUCCACAUGUGUAUGCAUCGGCUCAGAUUGCGUAUCGCAAGAUGCAGACGACGGGCAUUGACCAGUCGAUUGUAUUUGUGGGGAGGAGUGGCAGUGGGAAGACCACCAAUGCUAAGCAUGUGCUACACUAUCUAGUGACAGCCGCAGGCAGCAUCAAUAAUGUAGUCACAGUGGACAAAAUCAAUGCGGCCUCCAUCCUGCUAGAGGGAUUUGGUAACAGUAAAACCAUCAUGAACACAAAUGCCACACGCUACUCACAGAUGACCUCUCUGGACUUUGAUGUGUCUGGCCAGGUAGCAGCAGCCUCUAUACAGGUAUUGCUGCCAGAACGCUCUCGUGUUGUGAGAAGACCAGAAGGAGAGCCAACCUUCCACAUCUUCUACCAGAUGAUUGCUGGGGUGGAUGGGAUGUUAAGGAGUGAACUUCAUCUCCAGAACCUGGAGGAAUACAACAUUUUCAUGACUCCACUGCAGAGGACUGAAGACCAGCAGAAAGCCACGCAGCACUGGGCAAAGAUUCUCCAGGCCAUGCACAUUCUGGCAUUUAGUGAGGCUGAGUCCAAAGCCAUCUUCAGUGUGCUGGCUGCCAUAUACCACCUGGGAGUGGCUGGGGCUAUGAAAGGUGUAAACAACCGGCACCACUUUGCCAAGCCAGCCUCAGCCCAGAAGGCUGCCAGUUUACUGGGGACCACAGUGGAGGAGCUGUCCAGGAAUAUCUUCAGUCCUUCCACUGGUUCUCUCCCUAGGGCAUCCUUCAGAGCGUCCCCAGUUGGAGAGAGAAGUGGAGACAUCACAGUGUCAGCCCUGGAGGCCUUGGAGGGUUUUGUUAUAGGACUGUAUGCUGAGGCCUUAAAUGCUGUGGUCUCUCUAAUCAACAGGUCCCUGUCCUCCAAUUACCGUACCCGUACCUCCAUCACCAUCCUGGACACCCCGGGGUUCCAGGUGCCUGCCAGCUGUGGGAGGCAGACAGGUGCUACAUUUGAAGAACUGUGCCAUAACUACAUACAAGAGAGGCUCCAACUGCUGUUCCAUGACAACACCUUCACCUCCCAGCAGGACAGGUUUGCUCAAGAAAACAUAGACUGUGACUUUGAUGCCAUGUCCUCAGCCAAUCCUGCAGCUCUGGUGGAAGCAAUAGACAGGCAGUCCACCCAGAGUAUGGUGCGAGCCUCUAAUAAUGAUCUACGUGACUAUGAGCAGCGCGGACUGCUGUGGCUGCUGGAUGAAGAAGCCAUCUUUCCCGGCGCCACAGACGACUCCUUCAUGGAGAGGCUUCUCAUGCAUCACGGAGAAGGACAAGAGAAACCCAUGACUGACCACCUGCUGACCAAGGGUUCAGCUAACAACAGUUUUGUCCUGCAGCACAUGAGGGGCACCACUCCAGUCCAGUAUAACACCACAGGCUGGCUCAGGGUGUGCAGGGAGAACCCCGUCACCAAGAUGGCCAGCCAGGUGCUUCUGGACUCACAACAACCUAAUAUCACCCAGCUAUUCUCCACCAUUCGUGGCCCCAUCUCCACGGUGAUCACAGGCUCUGUGGCUGGGAUAGAGGGCAGCACUGCACUGCGUAGAGUAUCCAGCAUCAGGCGUGGCUAUGUCAGUGGAACAGCAGGACUCAAAAGAAAAUCCGUCUGCUUGCAAGUUAAAUUUCAAGCGGACUCUGUGAUUGAAACCAUACGCCGCAGCCAGCUCCAUUUUAUCCAUUGUAUCUUGCCCCACGCCCAGGCUGGCCUGUGUGAGCAGAAAUCCUCCCUUCUAUUGCCAAAUAAAAACUCCACUGCUGAGGACUCCAUGUUAGAUGUGCCAUUAGUGAGAGCUCAGAUCAGAGGCUCGGAGAUAUUAGAAGCUGUCAGGAUACACAGACAAGGUUUCCCUGACCAUAUGCUGUUUGCUGAGUUCCACAAGAGAUUUGAGGUGUUACUGCCCCCUGAAAUGAGACCCAGUGGACCCACAGUAGACGAGAAACAGGUCUCGGAGCAGAUCCUGCAGUUCUGUGAGGUGGAGAAGAAUAACUUCAAGCUAGGUCUCAGUCAGGUGUUCUUCCGUGCUGGUGUACUAGCCCAGUUGGAGGAUACCAGAGAUGGAAAGAUAGCUGACACUGUCAUAGCAUUCCAAAAGUUCUGCAGAGGAUACCUGGUUAGACAGAGAGUCAAGAAGUUACAGGUCCAACACAUUGCCAUCAAGUGUAUCCAGCGCAAUGUGAGAAAGUUCAUGCAGAUCAGAGAGUGGUCUUGGUGGAAGCUGUACACCAAGGUGCAGCCUGUUCUCAAUGUGCACAGGACGGAGGAGGAACUGAAGGACAGAGAGGAGGAACUGGAGUCACUGAAGAUGAAGCUUGAGAAGUGUGAGAAGGAAAAGACCAGCUAUAAGCAGGCCUGUGACAAACUGGAGAUCAAGUGUACAGAGCUGACAGCUGAUCUGUCUGAGGAGCACACCACCUCCACCCACGCCACCGAGAUGUUGGAGGCAGAGACAGCUGAGAGGAUGAGGCUGGAGAAGGACUUUAAAGAUAUACAGACCAAGUUUAACAGCAUGCAGCGUAAAAAUGAGCAGUUAGAGAUGGAGGUGAUGCAGGCGCGGCUCUGGACCGCUUCUUCUCUCGAGGAUGAAAUGGAUGAGGAUGAGGUGGAUGGAAGUGACAUAUACAAGCAGAGAUGGGAGCGUGCCAUGAGGGAGUUAGACUUUACCAAGAGGAAGGUUCAACAAGAGAAAGAUGAGAUAGCAGAGCAGCAUGAGAGUCUGAGGAAACAAUUGGAGAGAAAGUUACACGAGACCAUGCUGGAGUUGGAGGAGACUCAAGGCCAGGCGAGCAGCUUUAAGAGGAAGUCCCAUAGAGUGAACCAAGAGCUGCAAGACAUGAAGCUCCAUCUGGAGGAGAGUCUUAGCAGAAACUCUGAGCUGGAGAAGAAACAAAGGAAAUUUGAUUCUGAGCUCCACCAAAUUACGGAUGAAUUCAAGGAUGAAAAAAUACACAGAGAAAAACUACAACAUGAAAGAGAUACAAUAUUGGCAGAGAAGCUAACACUACAGAGGGAGCAGGAGAACUUGAAGAUGGAGUUUGAACUACAGAACGAGAAAGUAGACCGACUGGAGCGAGAGUUGAGAGACUUGUCUAGUUUGGGAACUAAGGAUGAUGUUGAGAUCAUGAACCUAAAACGUGCCAAGAUGGAAUUGGAACUGAAGACCAAGGAUCAGGAGGAGGAGUUAGAUGAACAGGCUGGCACCAUCCAGCAACUAGAACAGGCCAAGCUGCGUCUGGAAAUGAACCAGCAGAAACUGAGGCAGCAGUAUCAGAAGGAGAUGGAGGAGAAGGAGAUCGAGCUGGAGGAAAUGAGGUCAUCCACUCAGAAAAAGGUUCGACAGCUUGAGGUGCAGGUAGAGGACGAGUAUGAAGAAAAGCAAAAAGCUUUACGAGAAAAGAGAGAGCUGGAAAGGCAGUUGCAGGAGGUGGCAGAGAAAGCACCCAAAAGAGACAAAGAAACUGAAAAGAGAUUAAGGAAAGGUCUUAAAAAGACAAAGGCUCUGCUAAAGGAUGCUCAGACAAUGUUAGAGAAGAGCAAAGAAGGGGCUGCCUCAAAAGCCUCAGUUAAACAACUCAGGGAUAAGCUGGAGGAUGCAGAAUUUGCCACAUCAGCAGCUAUCAAAGCCAGGAAAGGUAUUGAGCUAGAACAGCAGGACCUCCAACAGCAGUUAGAGGACAUGACGAGAAAUAAGUCAGAUGCAGAAGACAGGUGCCUUUCACUCUCCAGAGACAAGACUGAGCUACAAACUCAGCUAGAAGACUUGGAAGAAGAAAUGAAUGAAUUGAUGAGGAAAUACAAAAAUGUAGUACAGCAGCAAUCGGUUGACCAAAUAAAUCUUACAGAACAAUCUACGCGGUUAGAGGAAUUGCAGCAAGAAAGAGAAAUGCUAAGAGAACAGAAUUCCUUAUUACAAAGUAAAGUAGAAUAUUUAGAAACAAACUAUGUAGAUAAACAAGUGGUGAUCCGCCUGGAGUCCAAAUGCAGAGAACUGGAGUCCAGACUUGACCUGGAGCUGGCUACAAGGCAAAGACUAGAGGCAAGCACAACUAAGUUGAAAGCCGAUGUAGAAAAACUUACCACAGAAAAAGAUAACCUUCAGGCCAAGGAGCAGGCUGCCCAAGAGAAUGCCAAGAGAAGUCAGCGGCAGCUCAGAGACCUACGGGAAGAGUUUGGAGACGUGCAGAAACGAGAGUUGGAAGCUAGUCAGAAGAAAACCGAAUUAGAAGUGAAAGUUGAAAACUUAGAAGCAGACAGUGAGCAGCACCAAUCUGAUCUGAAACUUGCCUUCAAGAGGAUAGCAGACCUGCAGGCCGCCAUAGAAGAUGAAAUAGACAGUGACAGUGAUAUCUCAGACAGUGAUGGAGAAGAUGAUGGUGAAGACUCAGAUUCCUCCAUAGACAUUGACACAUUCUUGGUGAACCACCGCCAUCAGCCCCUGAACCGGAGCGGGAGUGGUAGUAUAAGCAGCUUGGAGUACACGCCCUCUCAUAGGCUGUCUGCGGGCACAGACGGCUCGGAUGUAGAUGGACACAGUAGGUUCCCCCGUACCAGACACAUAGGCUCGAGACUUAGCAGUGAAGAGCCUUCCAUAGUCGAGGGAGCAGACGAAGUUGACCACGGCACAAAUGGGGACAGGCAAGACAAUAUGGCGGCAAUACACAAUGGCACAGAUGGCGCCACAGACUCUCCUAAAAUGACUAAAGUUUAUGAACAAGGGCAUUUUUUGUGAUAUGACAAACAUAGGGAGGGUGAUGCCAGUAUUCAGAAACAAGUGACAUUUAUUGGAUAGUGUCACAUAGUUUGAGAAGAUACUUUUUUCUGAAAGGUUGAUUGGAUCUGAUACUGCUCUGAGCGCUUGUCUGUUAAAGGUUCAUGCCAUGAAUGGUCUUUCUUCUCCUCAGUAUAAAAAAGAAAGUAGGCCCGUCAGUGGAGCCUUAAUGUGACAAAUGGGUUGCUAUUUGUUGCCCUUGCUGAGAUUCCCCUGGUCAUAGGUGGAACACAGUUGAUGUGACACAUUCAACAAUAAAAAUGUGUAUUAUUUAAAAUGCAGUUCCCUUCAAUACUGCUUUGUUGAUCAGCAACAUUAAUUUUUAUUUUAUACUUAUUGUUAAUGGUUUAAGAAGUUGGGUUGAUAUUUUCAUCAGUAGCAGUUUAAACUCAGGCUUUGUCUAAUUCUGUCAUAAGAUAAAGGUGGUGUAAUAAAAUUAUUAUUAUUAUAUGAUUGCUAAUAAAUUGCUCUUUAAACAAGUCAUUACAUACAUGUAUAAGGUUUAUUUAAUGAUACUUAAAAAUUACAAUGUAGAAUUUGUAAAUUAUUGUCCUUCUAAUGUAACCUUGCCUUGGCUGUUACAACUGUUUCAGUUUGUUAAAGGUGCUUUUGCUCCAAACAUUGAAUUUAAUUCUCAUAACACAUAAUUGCAUAUUAAGUUAAAUUGUUACUAGAGGGAAUUAUAAUGGAAAUCUACCAUUCCCUGUUGGAUACUCUGUGAUCGUACAACUCACUUUUCAUGUGUUGCUCUAAAAUAGGCUGCAUUAACAAUUUAGUGUUUGGAACAUCUAGGAGUAGAUACGUAAUAGGCAGGGUGUACAACGUGAACCUUGGCAGCUUCCAAGUUCAUUCUUGUUGCCAACAUUGUGCUUUGAAGAUGUGGAGGACUAUCACCCACACCUUUAGGUCUAGGUUAUCUAGGUUUAUAGUAUCUUCUUCAUGCCAAUAUGUAGAUGAACAGGUACAGGGUAGUUUACAUAUGAACUAUAAAACUAGUGUCAUGGCACUGGAGUAACGAGUAACUGUGGUUACCGUGUGCUUGCUUAUUUUUGUUAUCAUAUAUUUAUGUGAAAUUAUGUAUUUCUUGUUGAUGAUGAAUUCUAGCCAAAGGCAUGAUGUGUACAGUCUUGGCAUAUUUUACAUUAAACUCAAUGUGAUAAACUACAAAAAUGGCGUUUUUUUUUUCUACCUAAAGUAAGAAUCGAGACUGUUAUUUAAUCUGAAAACUUAAAUCUUAUUUCUAAAACAAAACCAACAUUGAAGUGAACAUUAUAAUUUUUAUUCCAUCUUCAGUACUGGAUGUCAAUGUUGAAAAAUAAAUAUGUAAAAGUUAUGGCUAAUACUUCUAAAAGUGGGGAUCUUGAUUCUGUUACGACAUCUAUUUCUAAGCUGUAUAUGGAAGGAUAUAGGAAAUACAAUGUUAUCAAACUUUGUAUAAUUUAUGGUUCAGAUUUAAUGACACAAAUAUAACUCAACACUUACUAGAUGUAAAUGGCAUCCAUUUCAAUUUAUCAACCUUCAAAACAAAUACUGCUGUAAAAUUGUUGAGCAAAAUCAUCAUAUUGGCCAAGAUUGCUUCACUAUUUCACUCAAGUUCCACAAUCUUUAACUGAAAAACCAGUCAAUUGACAAUUUAAAAAAAUUCUUUUAAUUUCAAUUACACCAGAAAAUCAACCAGAGGCUCUAAUUUUAAACCCAACUCCACUACAGAAAUUCUGUAAUUGUUUCUCUGUAAUUUAUAAAUUUAAUGCUGUUGUAAUCUAUGUCUUCCUUGGAGGCAAAUCUGAGCAAGCAUUUGCCCCAGAUCACUUUCUAUGUAGCAUCAUGCAAGUGUAAAGAGUUCAAAUGAGCACAUUAUGACACAAAGGUUAGCAGUAAAAACCUUACAUAAACCAAGAGUGGUGGUAUGGUGAAGCAUUCACAAUGAAAAUCCCUCUAGGAAGACGAUAUGCACAUGCAUAACCACUGGAACCCAUUCCAAAAAACUCUGCACUAAAAAAUGGGUCUGAUUUUUAGAUCAACAUUUUCUCCCACUUCAUAAUAUACCUGCAGUAGUUCACUCAAACAGUUUCAAGUUCUUGUAUGGAACAGAUCCCUGACCUGGCUUAUAGAUAGUUAAGAAAUUAGCCAAAAAAAUCUACAUCUUCACAUUCUCAUAGCUAGUUGAGGAAUUAGCCAACAGAAUCACAUGCAUGUGCCUUUUUCAUUGUUUAACUAAUCUUUGACAAGCUCAUCUAAUGAUCAACUAGAGGAUUUUUUAAAAUCUGUCCACAAAGUGUAGUUCUAUGUUGGUGAUAACCAGAAAUGUAACCUUUACUAUUAAAUGAUGACGGAAGCCAUCUAUACUGUAGUUCUAUGUUGGUAACCAGAAAUAUAACCUAUAGUAUCAAAAGAUGGCAGAGGCCUUCUAUAUUUUCAGCACGUGCCAAUUCCCAGCUACAGAUUAUCACAUAGCAUAUCUACUGCCUACGUGUAAUGCUGGUGCCAUUCUGACUUCACAUUUCUGAGUUACUUGUAAUUUAAUUUCAGGAAACAUAACUUGGUGAGCUUAUUCAAUCAAAUCUGCAAUAAGCAAAGAUGGGAAGCUGGUUUUUGUAUUUUGUGUAGCACUGAUGAGGUGACGAGAAUAACUUAAUUAAAAUCACCACUGCACAGUGUCAUUGCUUACCAAAUAGCUGUCACGAAGCAAUAUACAACAGAUCACUACAGACUGAACAUCAUGAAACUAAAGUUUGUAUAUUUUGUUCAUUAUUUCUGUCCCUUUUAAAUAAAACUAGGAGAUUCUGUUUAUUUUACUAGCACCAGCUGGCAAUAGCUGACUCUUUUAAUCUGGUGCAAUCUCUUCAAAAAAAAAAAAA
Molecule: messenger RNA, 8069 nt
Organism: Lingula anatina
Lineage: Eukaryota; Metazoa; Brachiopoda; Lingulata; Lingulida; Lingulidae
Product: unconventional myosin-XVIIIa
Biological process (GO): actomyosin structure organization
Cellular component (GO): myosin II complex; cytoplasm; myosin filament
Molecular function (GO): ATP binding; actin filament binding; cytoskeletal motor activity
Source: RefSeq, a predicted model, not a curated record